Molecule: messenger RNA, 2338 nt
Organism: Cynocephalus volans (Philippine flying lemur)
Lineage: Eukaryota; Metazoa; Chordata; Mammalia; Dermoptera; Cynocephalidae
Gene: CAPN12
Product: calpain 12
Exons: 21
Coding region: 1-2166 (721 amino acids)
Biological process (GO): proteolysis
Cellular component (GO): cytoplasm
Molecular function (GO): calcium ion binding; calcium-dependent cysteine-type endopeptidase activity
Source: RefSeq, a predicted model, not a curated record
AUGGCGUGCGGCAGCAGAAGGGUCACCAUCCAGCUGGUGGAUGAGGAGGCAGGGGCUGGAGCCAGAGGCCUGCAGCCCUUUCGGGGUCAGAGAUACGAGGCAAUCCGGGCAGCCUGCCUGGAUUCUGGGAUCCUGUUCCAAGACCCUUACUUCCCUGCUGGCCCUGAUGCCCUUGGCUAUGAUCAGCUGGGGCCAGACUCGGAGAAAGCCAAGGGAGUGAAAUGGAUGAGACCCCAUGAGUUUUGUGCUGAGCCGCAGUUCAUCUGUGAAGACAUGAGCCGCACGGACGUGUGUCAGGGGAAACUGGGUAACUGCUGGUUUCUUGCGGCUGCUGCCUCCCUUACUCUGUACCCCCGACUCUUGUGCCGGGUGGUCCCCCCUGGACAGGGCUUUCGAGACGGCUAUGCAGGUGUCUUCCAUUUCCAGCUCUGGCAGUUUGGCCACUGGGUGGAUGUCGUGGUGGAUGACAGACUGCCCGUGCGUGAGGGGAAGCUGAUGUUUGUGCGCUCAGAUCAGCGGAAUGAGUUCUGGGCUCCACUCCUGGAAAAGGCCUACGCAAAGCUCCACGGCUCCUAUGAGGUGAUGCGAGGCGGCCACAUGAAUGAGGCUUUUGUGGACUUCACAGGCGGUGUGGGCGAGGUGCUCUAUCUGAGACAAAACACCCUAGGCCUCUUCUCUGCCCUGCGCCAUGCCCUGGCCAAGGAGUCCCUUGUGGGUGCCACUGCCCUGAGUGAUCGGGGCGAGUACCGUACAGAAGACGGGCUGGUGAAGGGACAUGCGUAUUCCGUCACAGGCACGCACAAGGUGUCCCUGGGCUUCACCAAGUUGCGGCUGCUGAGGCUGCGGAACCCGUGGGGCCGCGUGGAGUGGACCGGGGCCUGGAGUGACAGCUGUCCACGCUGGGACACACUCCCCCCCGAGUGGCGAGAGGCUCUGCUGGUGAAAAAGGAGGAUGGUGAAUUCUGGAUGGAGCUGCAGGAUUUCCUCCACCACUUUGACACCGUCCAGAUCUGCUCGCUGAGCCCAGAGGUGCUGGGUCCCAGCCCAGCGGGAGGUGGCUGGCACAUCCACACCUUCCAAGGCCGCUGGGUGCGCGGCUUCAACUCUGGUGGGAGCCAGCCCAGUGCUGACACCUUCUGGACCAAUCCCCAGUUCCGGCUGACGCUGCUGGAGCCUGAUGAGGAGGAGGAGGAGGAUGAGGAGGGGCCUUGGGGGGGCUGGGGGGCAGCAGGGGCACGGGGCCCUGCACAGGGGGGCCGCACCCCCAAGUGCACGGUCCUCCUGUCACUCAUCCAGCGCAACCGGCGGCACCUGAGGGCCAAGGGCCUCACUUACCUCACCGUGGGCUUCCACGUGUUCCGGAUUCCAGAGGAGCUGCUGGGCCUCUGGGACUCCCCGCGCAGCCGCGCGCUCCUGCCCGGGCUGCUGCGCGCCGACCGCUCUCCCUUCUGCGCCCGCCGCGACGUGAGCCGCCGCUGCCGCCUGCGCCCCGGACACUACCUGGUGGUGCCCAGCGCCGCCCGCGCCAGCGACGAGGCCGACUUCACGCUGCGCAUCUUUUCUGAGCGCCGCCACACGGCCGUGGAGAUCGAUGAUGUGAUCAGCGCAGACCUGCAGGCUCUCACGGGCCCUUACAUGCCCCUGGAGCUGGGGUUGCAGCAGCUGUUUCAAGAGCUGGCUGGAGAGGAAGAAGAACUCAAUGCUCCUCAGCUCCAGACCUUAUUAAGUGUUGCCCUGGAGCCUGCCAGGGCCCAUGCUCGGACUCCCGGAGAGAUUGGGCUCAGGACCUGUGAACAGCUGCUGCAGUGUUUUGGGCAUGGGCAAAGCCUGGCCCUGCAUCACUUCCAGCAACUCUGGGGCUACCUCCUGAAGUGGCAGGCCACAUUCGACAAGUUUGAUGAGGACGCCUCUGGAACCAUGAACUCCUACGAGCUACGGCUGGCGCUGAAUGCGGCAGGCUUCCACCUGAACAACCAGCUGACCCAGGCUCUCACUAGCCGCUACCGGGACAGCCGUCUGCGUGUGGACUUUGAGCGCUUUGUGUCUUGUGUGGCCCAGCUCACCUGCAUCUUCCGUGAGUGCCACUGCAGCCAGCACCUGGAUGGGGGUGAGGGGGUCAUCUGCCUGACCCACAGACAGUGGAUGGAGGUGGCCACCUUCUCCUAGGAUCUCAGGAUGGGAGCCCCUGCUGCUGGAGGCAGGACACCUGAGCGAGGCCACACUCCCCGGGCCCUGCUCUGGCUGGAGCUGGCCUGCCUGGGCCUGACUUCUGCCCCACCGCUCACUGGCUGGGUGACUUCCCUGUUCUUUGCUCUCACCUGGAAAUGGGUAUGGCAAC